Molecule: messenger RNA, 603 nt
Organism: Salvelinus namaycush (lake trout)
Lineage: Eukaryota; Metazoa; Chordata; Actinopteri; Salmoniformes; Salmonidae
Product: zinc finger protein 2 homolog
Exons: 2
Biological process (GO): regulation of transcription by RNA polymerase II
Cellular component (GO): nucleus
Molecular function (GO): DNA-binding transcription factor activity, RNA polymerase II-specific; RNA polymerase II cis-regulatory region sequence-specific DNA binding
Source: RefSeq, a predicted model, not a curated record
UGUGGUCAAUGUGGGAAGAGAUUUGCUGUAUCUAGCACUCUGACUCUACACCAGCGAAUACACACAGGAGAGAAACCUUUUAGCUGUGAUCAAUGUGGGAAGAGUUGUACCUCAUCUGGCUCUUUGACUCUACACCAGAGAACACACACAGGAGAGAAACCUUAUAGCUGUGGUCAUUGUGGGAAGAGUUUUUCUGCAUCUACAGCACUGACUAUACACCAGAGAACACACACAGGAGAGAAACCUUACAGCUGUGAUCAAUGUGGGAAGAGAUGUAUUACAUCUGGCUCUCUGACUCGACACCAGAUAACACACACAGGAGAGAAAUCUUACAGCUGUGAUCAAUGUGGGAAAUUUACUAGAUCUGGCUCUCUGACUCUACACCAGAGAACCCACACAGGAGAGAAACCUUACAGCUGUGAUCAAUGUGGGAAGUGUUUUACUAUAUCUAGCCAUCUGACUCGACACCAGAGAACACACACAGGAGAGAAAUCUUAUAGCUGUGGGCAAUGUGGGAAGAGUUUUGCUGCAUCUAGCUAUCUGACUCAACACCAGAGAACACACACAGGAGAGAAACCGUAUAGCUGUGGUCAAUGUGGGAAG